CUUCCACACACGUGCCCGUCUGCGCCCGCGAAACAUCGCCCGCUCUUAGUCCUUUAAGCACAAGCUACCCGAUUACUUCCUUGGGCAUAAGACAAUCCACCAAAUCCUUCACUUACCCACCAUCCCGUUAUCUGUCGGUUUCCCCAGGGGUGGAGACUUGGGUUCCUAAGAUAAUCUGGAUUUAUGCUCUGCACGUCCCCAAGCUCUUCAUUUGACCUCGGUUGAAUUGACUUUGCAUCCUACCUUCUUGGAAGCCAUUUCCAGCGUUCAACAAGACUAUUUUCCCGUCUAUCGUGUCUCAUGGCCUACGCUAGUGACUUUUGAUUCUCCUUGGGAUUUUUUUCCUCCUUCAAAAAAGAUCUACAAGCGCGUUGCUUGAAGCGCAGAAACUUGGAUCCACGCUCCUCCAUCCACCCCCAUUACCCCAACCCCGCGACAGAGUAUGUCGAAUGAGAGCGCCGCCGAAGAUUCGAAACAAGCCGCUCCGGAGUCUUCGCAAAUGCGGUGGCAAUUUAUCGAUGCGUCCGACAACAGUCGGAGCAAUCUGACACAAGUCAAACGACAUGUAAUGCAGGAGUACAUGCGUCAAAAGCGCGACAACGAGCAAGACGACCAGGAAUCCCCGGAACCAACCAAAAGCGCCCGGCAGCCAACACACCGCCAAUCGAGAAAACCGCGAUCUUCAGCCAAAAACGUGAAAAACGUGAACGAGAAAGCGAAGAAAGGGAAGAAGAAUAAUGGCGAAAAACAAAACGACUCCAAGCCUCAGCCUGCGCAGGGUGACAGAAUUCCAGUUCUCCAGUCUCAGACAUCAGAUGAUGACGACAUUGUGGAGGAGAUCGAACGGUAUUUUGUCACGAAGCCUGCAAGUCACCCAUACAAGGGAACGGCCAUUCCGGUUCCUGGACUGUUUCCUCCCGAAAUUCUCGACCAGUACACUCUCAACGAUCAGAGCAGUGUAUCCGAGUUUAGUAGUGGGACACCCCUUUCCUCGACCCCGACGUCUCCCUUCAACCUCGGUCUUUCUCCCAAAUCCAUCCUCAGCGCCGCUCGGACGGAUCCUUUCAAUUCUCUCCCCAUGGACUUGGGUCUUGAGGGCCAGAGGUUGUUCGAUUUCUACGUGAACGAGAUGCCGGCCUGCUCUUACGGCUCGCAUUUCCGAUCUCACAAAGCUCAUAAUUGGUAUACGGCCGUUUUUGUUCCGGAAGGCAUGAAAGGACCGGUGGCAUUUCAAAACACGAUCCUUGUCCACGCGGCCAACACGUGGGCGUGGGUUCGGAAUGAACAGGAGACUGAAUACACAUUAGCCCAUCGCAAUCGAUCAAUUUCCAUGCUCCGAGAUCAUAUGGCGAAAAACCCGGGGGAUAUCUCUGAUCAGGUCAUCAUAGCCAGUCUCAGCGCUGCAGGGCUUGAGGAUUUUGAUCCUCGACCGGGACGCAAACCAGUAAGCUGGGUACACAUGCGAGCCGCGAGGGAAAUGAUUCGUGCUCGCGGAGGGCCGGCUGCAUUUGAGGGAACGCGGUUGGGGAUGCUGAUCAACUGGCAAGACUACAUUCUAUCGGGCUAUGAAACCAACGGACCGAGCUUUUUCUUCGAACAUAACCCUCUUCCACAACGACUGUCUGAACACGGUCAAUUAUCACGCUCGAUAUCUUCAGUACCCAUCACCGAAAGUACGUCACGCAUGCCGGGGCUUGGGCUCGCCGGAGCUGCUACCCCUCAGCAGUAUUAUUCGCCCACGGAUGAGCUUCAACACCAGUGUGAUGAGUUCAUUGAUUUCCUUAGACGUUGCGAACAGCUCGCUUUUCAGCAACAAAGUGUCUAUGAUGAGGCCGUGCCGUCGAUGCGACGCGCCGCGUUCCAAGAAAAUGCACUCCUCUAUCAAAUCAUCUCUGCACCACCCGGUCUACGAUUCACAGCUUCGGGGAAUCGUAAGCAAUUUGUUGCACGCCUGGUCGCUCUCAUUAUGUUGAAUGCAGGUCUUUGGGACUAUCGGUUUUCCAUCCAGCACAGUGAAACCUUCCUGCAAACUUUGCAGCUAGCCAUACUGGAUAGCGAAGUCGAUGUCAGUGGCUCAGUCGAGGCGCUGCUCCAAAUAAUGCUCGAGUGCAACGACGGGACUGUCACUGUAGGGGACCAUUUAUUCCUUGCUACAUCUCUGGGCAUUGAAGGUUUCCCUGACUACACGCAAUAUUCGCCGACUGCUCAGACUCCAUUCGGCCGGCCUUGGUUCGCAGGGCGGAUGCUCAAAGUAGCAAAGCGACUCGGCUUAGAAUCUUGGAUGAACAUUCAUGAUUUCCUUUUCUCGUGCCUGACCCUACAACCCAUGGUCGGAUGGAUUGAUCUGUGGGAGGAUGUGCUCCGAGAGGAAAUUCUCGGUGCACCGCUCACGAGCUAUAUCAUGCCCUCGCUAGCAGCAUGAUAUGUGCUUUUGUGACGUUAUUGGAAAAGUCUCAAUCCGGCAUUUUGUUUUCCUCGCUCUCUUGUUUUUUCUUCCUGCUCGAUUUCUUUUAGCCUGGAUCUUACUUGAUUUUGGAGACGGAUUGCUCUAAUUUCCCCAAACUGUACACAAUUUUCUCUAGGACACGGCGUCUUUUGGAUACGAUAGAAUAGCUAUAGCAUGGGACAUACUGCAUGGACUGGCGAGUUAAGGAUUUGCAUAUUGUUGGUUCAAAUCUCCAGCUGAAACUCUGAUACUUAAU
Aspergillus steynii IBT 23096 is the source of this 2702-nucleotide messenger RNA. RefSeq names its product sigma-70 region 2 family protein. Bases 443 to 2422 code for a protein of 659 amino acids. Lineage: Eukaryota; Fungi; Ascomycota; Eurotiomycetes; Eurotiales; Aspergillaceae. The record is from RefSeq and is a predicted model, not a curated record. The transcript has a single exon.